Messenger RNA from Chiroxiphia lanceolata (lance-tailed manakin), 2963 nucleotides. RefSeq names its product aldo-keto reductase family 1 member A1 (gene AKR1A1). Gene Ontology annotation, cellular component: cytosol. Gene Ontology annotation, biological process: aldehyde catabolic process. Gene Ontology annotation, molecular function: aldose reductase (NADPH) activity. The record is from RefSeq and is a predicted model, not a curated record. Bases 67 to 1143 code for a protein of 358 amino acids. The transcript is spliced from 9 exons. Lineage: Eukaryota; Metazoa; Chordata; Aves; Passeriformes; Pipridae.
UGCUAAGCUUAUCCUGCAGUCCUGGGUUGUGCAUCCCACAGAACAGGCCUGGAGGCCACCCUGUGCAUGAAGUGCAGCACAGGGGAAGCCUGGACCUUCUCUGGUUUAACUGUUCCAUGGAUCACCAGCUCCUUGGUGUACUGUGGCCUUCAGGCAAAAAUGUCUGCAGCGUGCGACUUCGUUACACUCCACAAUGGGCAGAAGAUGCCUCUCGUGGGACUGGGAACUUGGAAAAGUGACCGUGGCCAAGUGAAGGACGCCGUGAAAUGCGCCCUGAGCGCGGGCUAUCGCCACAUCGACUGCGCCGCGGCCUACAGCAACGAGGCCGAGAUCGGGGAGGCCUUCCAGGAGUGCGUUGGGCCCAACAAGGUGAUUAAAAGGGAGGACCUGUUUGUAACAUCAAAGCUCUGGAAUACCAAGCACCACCCAGAAGAUGUAGAGCCAGCACUGAGGAAAACACUUGGAGAUAUGAAGCUGGAUUACCUGGACCUGUACCUCAUGCAUUGGCCUCAUGCCUUUGAGCGAGGGGACAAUCUCUUCCCGAAGAAUCCCGAUAACACGAUGCGUUACGAUUACACCGAUUACAAGGAUACCUGGAAGGCUAUGGAGAAACUGGUGGAAAAAGGUCUUGUGAAAGCCAUUGGGCUGUCAAACUUCAACAGUCGGCAGAUCGAUGAUGUGCUAAGUGUGGCUACGGUCAAACCAGCUGUGCUCCAGGUGGAAUGCCAUCCUUACCUGGCCCAAAACGAACUGAUUGCUCACUGCCAGAAACGAGGACUGGUUGUCACUGCCUACAGUCCCCUUGGUUCUCCAGACCGUAUGUGGAAACACCCGGAUGAGCCCGUGCUUCUGGAAGAACCUGGCAUCAAAAAAAUUGCGGAAAAAUACAGCAAGUCACCUGCACAGAUCAUCCUCAGAUGGCAAGUGCAGCGUAAAGUGGUUGCCAUUCCCAAGAGCGUCACUCCUGCUCGCAUUCAGCAGAAUCUCCAGGUGUUUGAUUUCAGCCUCACAGACCAGGAGAUGAGCCACAUUGCAAGCCUGAAUAAAAACUGGCGUUACAUUGUGCCAAUGAUCACGGUGGAUGGAAAGCUUGUAGCCAGAGAUGCUGGACACCCCCAUUACCCCUUCAAUGACCCCUAUUAACUACAAGAAAAUAAGGUGUUAAAGUAACAUGCUCCUCUUAGUGCCCUUCAACAGAAUAAUUGUUGCCACAAUUUGUCAAAAACACUGUCCAAAUUUAAACCUUCCUUCCUCAGCAGGUUUACCUACAAUGUACUGUUUCUAAUCAACCUCCUUUCUGGAGAUACUGUAGCUUCCAUGUCAGAGUUUGUGGAUUUAUUACAAUGACUGCAAGCUUGCUGCUGGAAGCAUCAAAUCUUUUGGAGAUUAGGUGGAGUGGUAGAGUCUAAAUCAAGUUCCAAACAUGUCAUUAUCAAGCUGGGGCAAUACUUUGGGUUUACUGCCUGUGAAACGGUUUUAAAAGCUUUAGUUGAGGGGAAAAAAAUGAAAAAAAAGUGAAGACAUGAAAGUAUUUUAAGACUAAAAAACUGCUCGGCCAGCAACUUUGGUAUCUUUAUUAAUAUUUUUUACACAGGGAACAAAGUGAAAUGUGCUGCAGUUGCACUGUGUCCAUACCCUUUCAUUAAAACCCAAGUAACCAGCCAUGCCCAGCACUUUUAUCCACUUUACUAUACUUGUGGGACUCAUAAUUUUCUGUUUUCUCUUUCUUUUAAUUUGCCUGUAGAUUUGAAGAGAAUAAAAGCAGACCCUGGAGCAGGCCUUCAGGGCAAUGCUCUCUUGCUUGUCACAGUGCUGGGUUUCAGCUCUGACAAUAGCUCUGAUCCUCCUAUCACAAAAGCCACAAGAACUUUUCAGGAAGUCUUGUAGAAAAACAUCCUGCCUUUCCCGUGAAGUUGUCCAGUGUGUUUCUUUACCAGAGAUGUCCAGUCUGAGUUCUGGAAGGUCACAAAAUCAGUUCCUGACUAUACAGUAAGAGCAAAGACCUGUCAGAGAGCUCCUUCCAUUUUGAUGUAGCAUUUUUGGGUGCUGGCUGGGUUGAUGCUUGGGAGAGCUGCUCCUGUUUCCUGCUCUACCCCUGACCGGAUGGUAACAGAGCAAGUCACUUGUCUUUCUGUGCCUCUGUUUUCUCACUUCCAUGUCUCUGUGUUCCCCCCUGGCAGGGACUAGUUUACUGAGUGCUGAUGCACUGCUGACCAGGGCUGGAACUCCAGCUCUAACCACGGUUUUAUUUUGUUUCAGUCUCUUAAUGAAUCAUCAUCUGAGAUAAAGGGCAUGAGGUGUCAGUACCUACCCCUGCUCUGAUGGUGGUACCUUCUGUGGCCUUAGCAACAUUAACACUUUAUUUUAGUGUUCUCCAUCUAAAAUAGGAUUAAUUUUUCCCAUAGCAGUAGCAAACAGUUAGAAGAAUAAUCUUCUGUAUUUGAAUAGUUCAAAACGUAAAGAAUUAGAUACUUUAAUUUUGAUAACCUCAUUUACAGUAGGCCUAUUGUAAAGCUACAUAUUCAUCCUGAGUGUAAUGCCUCCUCAAGUAUUUCCUGCCCUGGGCCUCCCAGCGUGCAGCUGAACUGGAACAAACCUGUUUAUCACUCUUUGUAUGUAAAAUUUAAGGAAAUUCUGUUUCUUGGUAAAAUGUUUUCUAAUUCCUGUUGAAUUUACCUCAGCGGAAAAAGCCAUCGCAGCUCUGUUGGGAUUCUUUACGAGACUGGACAUUUUCUCCUAAGGAAAAUGAAAUUCCUAUUGGUUUUUUUGAUUGUUCUAAUCAAACAUAGGUGAGUUUGAGUAUGGUUCUUGCUGCAGUCAUUAGGGAAGCAAUUGUGCUUUGAAGGCACUCUGUGCACUGCUCACAGCAGUCAUCCUGCCAAGGACAGCGGCUUUCCUUGCUUGUGUUCCCCUUGCUUCUUUGCUUGUCUUAAAUAAAUUCUGUGCUCAUUGUAUGACUUUGA